This is a messenger RNA of Micropterus dolomieu (smallmouth bass), 1650 nucleotides long. Its product is annotated as tripartite motif-containing protein 16-like. The record is from RefSeq and is a predicted model, not a curated record. Gene Ontology annotation, molecular function: zinc ion binding; protein binding. The coding region runs from base 4 to 1650 and encodes 548 amino acids. NCBI's taxonomy places the organism in Eukaryota, Metazoa, Chordata, Actinopteri, Centrarchiformes, Centrarchidae. The transcript has a single exon.
GAAAUGGCGCUGCAGCUAGUCCAGAAAAAACUCUGCUGUUUUAUCUGUCUGGACCUACUAAACGAUCCCGUGACUAUUCCCUGUGGGCACAGCUACUGCAUGAGCUGUAUUAAAAGCCGCUGGGAUGAAGAGGAUCCAAAGAAAAUCUACAGCUGCCCUCAGUGUAGUCAGACCUUCACACCGGUACCUGUCCUGGUGAAAAGUGCCACUUUAGUGGAAGAGCUGAAGAAGACAAGACUUCAAGCUGCUCUUGUUGAUCACUGCUAUGCCACACCGGGAGAUGUUGCCUGUGAUUUUUGCACUGGGAGAAAGCUGAAAGCCCUCAAGUCCUGUCUGGUGUGUCGAGUCUCUUAUUGUGAACUCCACCUUCAGCCUCACUAUGAAUCCCCUGCCUUUGAGAAACACAAGCUGAUCAAACCCUCCGAAAAUCUGCAGGAGAAAUUUUGCUCUCGUCAUGAUGAGGUGAUGAAGAUUUUCUGCUGCAACGACCAGCAGACAAUAUGUAUUUUGUGCGCCAUGGAUGACCAUAAAGACCAUGACACAGUCUCAGCUGCAGAAGAAAGGAACGAGAAGCAGAGGGAGAUUGGGAUGAUUCGGCAAAAAAUCCAGCGCAGAAUCCAGGACACAGAGAAAGAUGUGAAGGUGCUACAGCAGGAGAUAGAGGCUAUCAAUCGCUCUGCUGAUAAAGCAGUGAAGGACAGUGAGAAGAUUUUCACUGAGCUUGUCAGUCUCACAGAGAAAAGAAGCUCUGUUGUGAAGGAACAAAUCCGAUCCCAGCAGAAGACCGAAGUUAGUCGGGCCACAGAGCUUGAGGAGAAGCUGGAGGAGGAGACUGCUGAGCUGAGAAGGAAGGACACUGAGCUGGAGCGCCUCUCACAAACUGAUGACAUCCAGUUCCUUCUGAAUUACCCUUUGCAGUCACAUCUCAGCGAAUCUACAGACUCACCCAGCUUAAAUAUCCAGCCUCUGCAAUACUUUGAAGACAUGACAGCAGCUUUGUCAGAGGCCCGAGAAAAACUACAAGACAUUUUCAACAAGGAAUGGCUGAAGAUCUCACUAAAAGUGACUGAAGUAGAUGUUUUACUGCCACAACCAGAGCCCAAGACCAGAGAUGAAUUCUUACAAUAUUCCCGUCAAAUCACUCUGGAUCCCAACACAGUUAACAUCUGGCUGUCAUUAUCUGGAGGCAACAGAAAAGCAACAGUAAGGACAGAAAAGCUAUUAUAUUCCAGUCACCCAGAUAGAUUCACUGACUGGCUUCAGGCCCUCAGUAGAGAGAGUCCGACUGGACGUUCUUACUGGGAGGUGGAGAGAAGCAGCGGAGGGGUUUCAGUAGCUGUUGCAUACAAGGACAUCAGCAGAACAGGGAACGAAAGUGGAUUUGGAAACAAUGACAUGUCUUGGGCACUAGGAUGUUUUGACAUUACUUAUUAUUUCAGACAUAACAAUAUCAGAACUUCACUCUCAGGCCCUCAGUCCUCCAGAAUAGGAGUGUACCUGGAUUACAAGGUAGGAACUCUGUCUUUCUAUAGCAUCUCUGUAACCAUGACUCUCCUUCACAAAGUCCAGACCACAUUCACUCAGCCGCUCUAUGCUGGAUUUGGGGUUUAUUGGGUUGGAGACACUGCUAAGUUGGGUGAGCUAAAGUAG